This is a messenger RNA of Beauveria bassiana ARSEF 2860, 933 nucleotides long. RefSeq lists its product as uncharacterized. The transcript has a single exon. NCBI's taxonomy places the organism in Eukaryota, Fungi, Ascomycota, Sordariomycetes, Hypocreales, Cordycipitaceae. The record is from RefSeq and is a predicted model, not a curated record. The coding region runs from base 1 to 933 and encodes 310 amino acids.
AUGAGUCUUUCCAUCUUUCAAAAGGAUUCAAUCCUUAAUUAUCUUCAUUCAGAAGCCCAGAGACACGAUGAGUGGGCUGCAAACCGUUUCAUACUGCGCUACUGCUCUAAGUAUAUCUUCUAUGAGGACAAGUGGAUCAUUGGUACUGAGGUGCCGCCCAAGGAAGACCAUUGUCAGCUCCGCAUGGACUUAUCUAUACAGCAAUUCAACGCGUCUCGGCGCGCGUUGGUCUUUCGAUUGAUUGGCCAGGCAAAAAAAGGAAAAUCUGGCCCGAAGAAGAUCAGCGAGGUAGAGGGACAGGCGAUUCAGCUGAGCCAGGUACAUCUGCUUAAUCCAAUGUGGCGUGAUGGGAUCCAAGCUGUGUGGGUAUUGACCUAUUACGGCACUAACUUUCGGAUCUGGGUUUGCCGGCGAGAGGAUCGUGAGCUAGAUCCAUUCUAUCCCCUAGACGGUGAGGCAGGCGAUAAGAAGGCCUACCGCGACGUCAAGGAGUACGAGCAGGAUUUCAACUGGGCAUUUGAGUACGUCAAAUCGAUGGAUCCCCCUGACCACGAGGGAAUCAGGGCUCUCUGGAACAUCCAAGCUCCCGCAAGCCACCGCGCAGCAGGACCUUUCGAGCGGCACACUAGCGACCAGGCCAUAAGCGGCCACAGCGGCAAUCCGGGACUCAAGGUUAGCGAGUGUGAAUUCGACAAUAUUCAUGUUCUGAAGGUCUCGGCCGACUUGACCACCUGCAAGGCUGAGGACGGCAGUGAGUUCAGAGUCCGCCGCGAAAAUUGGUGCAAAGCUACUCUUGUCAAGAAGGACGGCAGCGAGUAUGAGGGGUACAUUGCGAAGCUGUCAAAGAACAAUUUCUACACCUAUGGCAAUCCUAUUCUCAUAACCGAAGAAAGGGACAAAAGUAAGACUAAAGGGAAAGGAAAGGCUCAUUAA